Messenger RNA from Pelobates cultripes (western spadefoot toad), 420 nucleotides. The record is from the annotation of a GenBank genome assembly. Lineage: Eukaryota; Metazoa; Chordata; Amphibia; Anura; Pelobatidae.
AUGCCAAGCACCACACCAAGACAGGCCAAGCACCACACCAAGACACGCCAAGCACCACACCAAGACACGCCAAGCAGCACACCUAGACACGCCAAGCAGCACACCAAGACAGGCCAAGCACCAUACCAAGACAGGCCAAGCACCACAUCAAAGCAGGACAAACACCACACCAAGACAUACCAAGCACCACACCAAAGCAGGACAAACACCACACCAAGACAUUCCAAGCACCACACCAAGACAGGCCAAGCACCACACCAAGACAGAACAAACACCACACCAAGACAGGCCAAGCACCACACCAAGACAGGCCAAGCACCACACCAAAACAUGCCAAGCACCACACCAAGACAUACCAAGCACCACAUCAAGAUAUACCAAGCACCACAUCAAGACACGCCAAGCACCACACCAAGAUAG